This is a messenger RNA of Penicillium samsonianum, 2664 nucleotides long. RefSeq lists its product as uncharacterized. The coding region runs from base 1 to 2664 and encodes 887 amino acids. Lineage: Eukaryota; Fungi; Ascomycota; Eurotiomycetes; Eurotiales; Aspergillaceae. The transcript has 5 exons. The record is from RefSeq and is a predicted model, not a curated record.
AUGUCCAAAUUUAUCCUCAACUACGAACAGAAGUACGACUUUCUUGACUGGGAUCUUCCAUCGCCAGAUCAAUCAUCAUCGUUACCUGAAGACUAUCGAUCAACUCGAAAGAUGGUUACGACACGAGCAAUGACUGCGGGCACUCGGCCAAAGGUCCAUCCUUUACCGGCUAAGCCUUCCAAGGCCGAAAAAGCCGCCAAAGCCGCCAGAAUAAAGGCUGAGAAGGAAGAAAAGAAGGCCGACAAGGCUGCAGCGAAGCGUUUGAAUGAUGCGAAGAAAGCUGCAGCCAAGGCCGAUAAGGACGCGAAUAAGGCUGCAGCAAAGGCCGCGAAGGCUGCCAAUGCCAAAAGCAGCACAAAGGGCACAAAGGGCACAAAGCAAGCAACUGCUCCGAAGAUCAAGGCCACCAAAGCCACUAAAGUGACUAAGGUCACCAAAGUCACUAAAGCCAUCAAAGUCGCCAAAGCCGCCAAAACCACUAAGCAGGCGAAGGCCACAAAGAGCAGUGUUAGCGCAGCUACCGUGAAGGCUUCAACAAAUCAGUAUGAUGAAGACGAGGACGAAGAUGGCGAAGAUGACGAAGAUGACGAAGAAAGCGAAGAAGAGCACUAUGAACCGCAGUCCAAAAGGCGCAAGGUCGAGACUCUGGCUCCUCCCAAUCUUUAUGUGGAGAUCGGCCCGACCAAAGCAACGCGUCCGGCUUUACAAAUUAUUGGGGAAUGGGAUUACAUGAGGAAAGCUGAUGUCCCAGAAGGUGUGGAGAACGAAGACAACCGACCUCUACCCCACAUCUACAUUGGAGGCACUGCACCGCAGCCUCGUUGGGUGAUCACUCAAACCGAAAGCAUAAAAGUCCCUUCCAAACGACGUGCCCCUAGUACCAGCUCGAAGGACUUCGGAGAUUUACACUGGACCUUUGAAGAAGGCGACUUCAAACAAUGGACCGGCCUAGAAUACCCAGCACUUUACGAACUUGCGUACUUGUGCCUCGAAUAUACGCUCGUUGAUACAGAGAUCCGAGAGCAGAUCUAUAAAUCCCUAGCCCAUGGCCCCUUGCCCAAGGCUGUGACCGUUGGGGACAAAUGGUACCCAGCUCUGCCGCCAGUGCCCAUCACAAGACACUUUGCGACAGGGACCUCCGAGCAACCUAGUCGAAAGACAAGCGAUACGGGCUUUUACUUCCCCAACUAUGAGCGUCCAAACUUGGCAGUCAAGAAACGAGAGGAUUACAUGGUGCAGCCAUAUCCGCAUGCCGCUUCCCAUAUCUAUAAUCGACCGAGAGUGGAGGUAUGGCCGACUGCAUCGCGCUCUGCAAGUCCAGACCAGGAAAGCGAACGGGGUAGCGAGCAUGGCAGCGAAGAAAGCCAGUCAGCCGACUCCACGAAGUCGUCUGUGUCAGGGGGGCUUUACCUGGAACGAGAUCCAGAGGGCCCUUACUCGGAACCGACAGCCACCAUAUCUCUUGGAAACGAGCAGAACAGCAAGCAAGACAACAAACAGGACCGCGAGCAGGACGGCGAAGGAAGUCAGUCAGUCGAUUCCAGGAGGUCGUCUGUGACCAGAGAGUCUGACCUGGAAUUAAAUCCAGAAGGCACUUAUUCGGAACCGACAACCCCUGUGUCUCUUGGAAACGAUGAGAAAAUUUCACGUGAUACAAUCUCGGAAGAUGGUUCAGUCUUUGGCGACGGCGGUGACGUUCAGGUUGAGCCCAACUCAGCUCGAGACUCUCGAGAGCAAUCGCCUGAUAGCCUUUUCUCUGGCUCCGGCUCCGACAGCGAGGUCAGCGCUUCUUCCAAGACCAGUGAGCCUAGCAAGGUCAACGCCGCUGACGAUAAUAGCGUCCAAUCGACGAAUAGCCUAUCCCCGGUGUCCCAUGAUGGGCUCUUCAGCCCUGGGCAGAUCGAGGGGUAUUAUGGAAAGAAGGAAGGAAAUUUUGAAAGGUUAGGUGGAGUUGAACAUCACGAAACAUCAGAACGAAAGCGCCAAACACAGCCGUCACUGGAAGACGCACAGGAAGAGGCGGAGAUAAGAGAACUCGAAAUGGUAGGGGUCACAGAGCCUUGUAAACGAAUGCGAAUGGAGUCACCAUCACCAUCACCACCUGCGACUCGAAGGAAGACAGCGUCUGAGAUCAGGGUGGAUAAAGUUAUGUCAUUUGCACGAGCAGGACAAGAGAAACGGGACGAAAUGAGAGCAGCUGCAGCGGAGAAAAUAUCAGACAAGCCGCCGUUGGCACUGUUGAAGAAGACUACGGGAAAUCAGGCGGGUGCAAGAUCGCAGGCCGACGCACCUAGUCCUGAGAUUCCGCAUAAUCUGCAAGAUAGGUUCCUGGAACAGACCAAGGCAUAUCUCAAGGAUCCAAUUCAGAGGGCGAGACAUUUCCCUGACCCUCUUGCUGUGCGCCGAGUCAGAGUGUGGGCAGGGGAGGAAUUGGUGGGCCAUGAGAUCAAACCCACAGUCGACGCUAUGCUACCCCCCUGGGCUGAGAGGCACCGGCCUUUCAGUCAAUGGCAGAAUCCGACUGGGAUAACACCUGCGCCUACGGCGGGCACGAAGGUCUCGAGAUCGAAAAGACGGAGCAAGGGGCAAGGUAAGAGAAGGCCAAGACCAGCAUCUGCAAAAGAGCAGUCAGUCAGUUCAGCCCGGUGGUCAUCGUUUAGAUAA